Molecule: messenger RNA, 1380 nt
Organism: Closterium sp. NIES-65
Lineage: Eukaryota; Viridiplantae; Streptophyta; Zygnematophyceae; Desmidiales; Closteriaceae
Source: the annotation of a GenBank genome assembly
AUGAACAGCCCCUUGGAGCAGUUUCGACAAUGGCUGGACCUGAGGAAAGGGGUGGGCAGAGGUGCUGGUGGCAGAGGAGAAGCCCAAGCUCAAGGCCAACCCCGUGAUUCAGCCAUGGCGCCUGUGCAAUCAAGUGUUGGCCCAUCUAGGGAUGAGCCUAGAGUGUUUGGCCUUGACAAGUUCAAUGGUGACAACUUUGCUCUGUGGUCCUUCAGAAUGGAGAUCAUAUUUGACCACUAUGACCUGCUGGAGGUAAUGGAAGGAACGGAGAAGCGUCCCGAGAACGACCCGGAGAAUAGCCCGUGGGUGUCGAAGAGCGCACAAGGCUACCUCCUACUUGGGCAAGCGUUGGGGAGCAGCCAAAUCCGUCACAUCAAGCCUUUCCAGCGUGAACCAGAGAAGGGACCAAAGGCAUGGGCUGCUCUCAAGGGUGUACACGCUCCUGCAACAGCGGCGAUAGCUGUGGUGUUAGAACGACAAAUGGCGACACUACGGAUUGAAGAGGAUGAAGCGGUUGAAGAAGGGGUGCAGAAAUUCUUCGACUUGUUGACGCGGCUUGAGGGAGCUGAUUUGAACUAUAGUGAGCUCCAAAAGAAGACCAAGUUGCUGGCCCUACUCCCUGAGUCAUGGUCCUCGCUCAUCAUCAACCUUAAUCGCGAUUUGCCCCGCCUCUCGCUUGAAGACGUGAAGCGAGCUAUCCUUCAAGAGGAUUUCCGCCGCUGUGAGUUGGUGAGUGCGGAUGGCGCUGAGGCAGCGAGCAUCAGCCAUGGAUAUGGUCAGGGAAGAGGUAGAGGACGAGGGGGAGGAAGGUUUGGUGGCAGCAACUUCGGCGGAGGCGGCGGGAGUGGCGGUUACGGCAGCGACGACAAGAGCUACGGACGCGGUCGCGGCCGAUUCGACGGCGAGUGUCACUAUUGCCACAAGAGAAGACACAUGUGGCGCGACUGCUACAAACUCCCUGAUGGUUGGACCCCUGAUCAAGCCCAAGAGGGAAGAGGAGCAGGAGGAGGGAGAGGAAGAGGCCGUGGAGGCCGUGGCGGUCGCGGUGGCGGAGCUGCAAACAUGAAGAGCGGAGACAACGACAAGGACCUGAGCAACGAUCAGUACCCGGAUCUAGUCUACUUCGUUUCGACGCAAGUACCGACUGGUCCAGAGAAGGAUGAAGGCUUUGAGGAGCCAGCAGCUGUGGGGAAGGUGACUCUACACCCUCUGGACUAUUGGGUGAUCGAUAGUGGCGCUACCUAUAGCAUGACACCUCACCCGGACAUGCUCACCAAACUCGAACCGUCACCGGUGAAGCAUGUCACAUCAGCUUUGGGGCAGCGAGCGGAGGUGAAAGGCAUGGGCAAGGCCAUGUUUAAGGGUGCUAUGUUGGUGUAA